AUGGCCGCCCUAAAGGCCAGUGAUGCUGCUGAAGAGGAAACUUUGCCAGUUGCAACACCUGCGAGAUCUGGGCUUGCGCCUCCAGUCGUACCAAGUGAUGACAUGGGUGUGGGUUCAAGUCAUGACCAGAAGCUGGCCGUCAAGAAAGAGACUGCCUUGGAUUCUGAUGAGGAGCUCCCUGAUGAGGAGUGGCUGGCAGCAACCCAAGCUGACGAUGACACGAUGGAUGAGGCCACUGCCAAGUUAUUGCAUGCUCCCACCCUGAGACUUGGUGAGACCGAGGAUGACGGCACUCCUGAGCCUGUGGCGGAUCAUGGACAUGCUGUGCCCUCGGGCCAUAGAAAGGACUCCGCUGAGAUGAAUGAGACUGAGAUGGAGCAAAUCAGGCUUCAGAAUCUAGAGAUGGCAAAGGAGCUGGCCGAGUUGCGACGACUGAAGUCCUCUCCCAUGACUUCGCCCCCGAAUCAAAAGCCACUCUUUACACCAGAAGCAACGCCUAGAUCUGCAGAUGCUGCUAGCCCAGAGGCUGGUUUAGCACAUGCACCUGAUGCACCUGGUGCACCUGAUGCACCUGAUGGCAUGCUGAAGCUUGGGGAGGAAGACAUGGCGGAGGAGUUGGACUUGUCGCACAAGGACAUAGCAGUGAUUGCGGAUAUCCACCAGGAAUGGAUGACUGGCGACAGAGACAUGCUCUCUUUGGCGUUGGUUCGUGACGAGUUCCAGAAGCAGAUCUUGCGCAUCAAGGAGACGCAGCGCUCCAAAGAAGAAGAAGUGGAGGGGGGCUGGUACACCGAGGAGCGCAUGCAGAAGGAGCUCUCAUACUCAGCGUCUUUGAUCUCGAAAAUCAAAGCUUACUGUUUGCGCUUCAAAAGCGUCUUGGUGAGGAACUGGAAGUAUGACAGCAACAUCCAAGAGUUCUUCGUUGAAACGGCUGACACUGUCAAGGUUCGACGUUCCGAGCUGGAGCGCUGGCAAGAAGCUGAGGAAAUCGGUGAGAAGGACCUCCCUGCUUCGAAGCCAGAACAAAUGGCUUUGAUGGACACGCGUGGAGUUCAAGAGGGUGAACCUGGGAAAGUAGGGGCUCUGCAAUGUGGAACGCUUGAUGAAAUGAAGGAACAAAUGAAGCAGUUUACAGAGUCCGUGCAUCAGAAGGCGAGCUCGGUGGUCAGUUGGGUCAGCCAACUUGAAGGUGGCUCUGCGGAUAAUUCCAGGUUGCAAAAGUUUCUGGCCGACAUGCGUGGAUUAAUUGACUCUUUUGAUGGGGCUUUCUUGAAGCUUGCUGAAUCACAGCAUGCGCUGGAUGCUGGCACCAUCCCUCUGGAUCAGUUGCAGAAGCAGUUCACAGAUGCGAAGGAGUCUGCUCGCAAUCCGUAG
This is a messenger RNA of Cladocopium goreaui, 1374 nucleotides long. The record is from the annotation of a GenBank genome assembly. Lineage: Eukaryota; Dinophyceae; Suessiales; Symbiodiniaceae.